AUCUCUCAGACAGAAGAUCAGACAGAGAUCAGAAAUCUAGCUUCCAACUGAACGACUACAGAAUGUUGUGUCCCAGCGUCUUCCAGCCGACCCCAACCGCCAUGAGGCCUUUCCUGGACCUGCACUGGCCCAUCCGCAGCCUGUGGCCCGAGACCAGACCACUCUUCUACCAAAUUGAGCAGGAGAUGAUCCGGCACAUGCAGGAGAUGAGGCAGAGCAUGGAGUACAUGGAGAGGCUGCACCAGAAGAUCUUUGAGGAGAUCGACCAAACCUCCAGCUCUACUGGGGCCUUUAAGCCCAUCGCCUUCCAGGAGCUGGGAAAGGACAGAAACACCUUUGCCCUGAGCCUGGACACAGCCCAGUUCGCCCCGGAGGAGCUGUCAGUCAAACAGGUUGGAAGGAAGCUGAGGGUGAGCGGCAGGACGGAGAAGAAGCAGGAGGAUGGGAAGGGUUCCUACUCCUACAGGUGUCAGGAGUUCAGGCAGGAGUUCGACCUGCCAGAGGGCGUCAACCCCGAGACCGUCAGCUGCUCGCUGGUGGGAGGCCGGCUGCAGAUCCAAGCACCCCGGGAGAAACCACAGAGUGACGGGAAUGAACGGAUCGUCCCCAUCAACGUCAGUUCUGCCCCAGCGAUCACCCCUGCUUCACCCUCCUCCCCCUCCGAGAGCCAGGAGGGGAACAGCGCCUCCUCAGAGAGCCCGGCUGAGAAAAACUGAACAGAUACAACUCAACUAAUAAUCUACCUAAAGGAAGAAUAGAAAAAAUUGCACCUUGAUUUUAAACACAUUAAGCCUACCUUGUUUUGUUCUUUUUGUUGUUUUCAAUAAAUGCCCCUAGUUUAAAUGCAAUCAUAUUAAAUAAAACUUAGUGGAAAACUCAAGUUUGAGCCAACACAAUGUGUUUUAAUGUUUUGACUAAAAACAUACUGGUCCUUAUGGAUUUGGACAUCUA
Cyprinodon variegatus (sheepshead minnow) is the source of this 951-nucleotide messenger RNA. It is a transcript of the gene hspb9l, whose product is annotated as heat shock protein beta-11-like. Bases 63 to 716 code for a protein of 217 amino acids. The record is from RefSeq and is a predicted model, not a curated record. NCBI's taxonomy places the organism in Eukaryota, Metazoa, Chordata, Actinopteri, Cyprinodontiformes, Cyprinodontidae. Gene Ontology annotation, molecular function: protein folding chaperone. The transcript has a single exon. Gene Ontology annotation, biological process: protein refolding; response to heat.